Molecule: messenger RNA, 763 nt
Organism: Gastrolobium bilobum
Lineage: Eukaryota; Viridiplantae; Streptophyta; Magnoliopsida; Fabales; Fabaceae
Product: DNA-directed RNA polymerases II, IV and V subunit 9A
Exons: 4
Coding region: 97-441 (114 amino acids)
Biological process (GO): transcription-coupled nucleotide-excision repair; maintenance of transcriptional fidelity during transcription elongation by RNA polymerase II; DNA-templated transcription
Cellular component (GO): RNA polymerase II, core complex
Molecular function (GO): zinc ion binding; nucleic acid binding; DNA-directed RNA polymerase activity
Source: RefSeq, a predicted model, not a curated record
AUGUGUAUUUAGGGAGAGUGAAGUUGCAGAGCAAAGAAGGAGAGCCCACAAAAGAAGCGAAGAGGGAGCAUCGUUCUCCCUUCCUUUCCUUCCAAGAUGAGUGCCAUGAAGUUUUGCCGCGAAUGCAACAACAUUCUGUACCCUAAGGAAGACAGGGACCAGAAGGUUCUUCUGUUCGCUUGCCGCAACUGCGAUCACCAGGAGGUUGCUGAUAACUAUUGUGUCUAUAGGAAUGAGAUACAUCACUCUGUUGGAGAGCGCACUCAAGUGUUGCAGGAUGUAGCUGCUGAUCCAACUCUUCCUCGUACCAAGUCUGUUCGCUGCAAUCAAUGCAACCAUGGUGAAGCUGUCUUUUUCCAGGCAACAGCAAGAGGGGAAGAAGGAAUGACACUUUUUUUCGUUUGCUGCAACCCAAACUGUGGAUACCGAUGGAGAGACUGAGAUUUGUGCUCACUCAAAUCAAUGAUCAAUAUUGUAGAGGUCUAACAUAUUUGUCUUCCAAAUUGGAUAGAACAGAGAAAUUUUGUUGUUAUAUGAAACUAGUUUAAUGCCGAGACAAUAGUACUUAAGUAUUUGUGCUGCCUUUUUUAACUGCUGUUAAUGAUCAAAUGAUUAGGGUAGUUAAUGGACAAAUCGCUGCAAGUCAGUGCUGAUAAAUUUUACGGAGGGAACUGUUUUCUUGGUUUGUUGAAGGAAAAAAGAGGGGUGGAGAGUUAGUAAUCAAAAUGUGUUUUUUUUUUUUUUUGCUAUGGUGUGAUAAUAU